Molecule: messenger RNA, 2766 nt
Organism: Orussus abietinus
Lineage: Eukaryota; Metazoa; Arthropoda; Insecta; Hymenoptera; Orussidae
Gene: Shc
Product: SHC-transforming protein 1
Exons: 11
Coding region: 547-1920 (457 amino acids)
Biological process (GO): intracellular signal transduction; cell surface receptor protein tyrosine kinase signaling pathway
Cellular component (GO): plasma membrane
Molecular function (GO): receptor tyrosine kinase binding
Source: RefSeq, a predicted model, not a curated record
CCUACCAGAAAUUCAUUGCGCCGCCCUUGGGGGCAAAAAACGGUGAGAGCUGACGUACGAAACCAAAGGGCAGCACAGGAUGCGAUUGCACGACCCUGCCCGUGAGCAAUCUCCCAACUCAUCUCUGGUAGCUAGCGACGAAUCUAUAUUGUUUGUAGUCAAAGGAACGGUAUGAUAUGCCCACGGGCACUACAGGGUUUGUACAUACAUCCUAUCAGAUGUCAAAUUGUUCGACGUAUUGGGUUUUCCCUCGGCAAUCAAAGGACAUUGUACUCGCGAUAGAUGUUUCUUCUUUUAUAGCGGCGAUCUAAAAACAUCGUUUUUUACUAACUUCGUUUCAUUCUUUUAAGGUUAGUAAAGUAAACCUUUACCUCGGAGUUGGUCCUAAACGCAAUCGAAUGAUCUUGCUUAACAAGUGUGACGGAAUGUCAGAUGUUCGCAUUACAAUUUCAAAUUUAAUGUUACGACUUAAAUUCGUCUAAAUUCAGGAUAAGUUUCCUGGACAAGCGCACUUCGAUGCUUUGUAUAAAUUGUUAGUUUAUAGGAAUGGCAACUGGCGGCGGUGGUAGUUUUAUAAGCAAGCCAGCCAGAGGGUGGUUGCACCCGGACCACCUCGUGAGCAAAGAAGGAAUUACUUAUUCGGUCAAAUACAUCGGCUGCUUGGAAGUUUUCACGUCUAUGAAAAGUUUAGACUUCGAUACAAGAUCAUGCGUUGCCAAGGAAUGUAUAAAUAGAGUAUGUGAGGCAGCAGGAUUGAAAACUGCUGAUAAAAAAAGAAGGGUGGACAGAAAGGUUCUGAGAGCAAUAGCCGAUAAACCAUGUAUGGAACAUGCAGGUGCUAAUAUCAAUUUAACGAUAAGUAGUUGCAGCUUAGCUUUAACGACUCUUGAAACUGGUCAUAUUAUUGCUAAACAUGACAUGCCGAAGAUAUCUUUUGCCUCAGGCGGUGACACGGAAACACUAGACUUUGUUGCAUACGUGGCAAAGAAUAUACAAGAAUGGCGUGCCUGUUAUGUACUAGAAUGUGGCGGUGGUUUAGCUCAAGACGUAAUAUCUACUAUUGGACAAGCUUUCGAGCUCAGGUUCAAAGAGUUCCUGACAAAGCCAUCGAGUCUGCAUCCCGUAUUAAAUGGAAUGAGAGAAGCAGACAGAGUUUAUUACAAUGAUUUACCUGGAAAGGUACCACCAGAUAUUGGGCCACCUCCGGUCCCACCUUUGCCAGUUACCGCGUCUACUUUGCCUAAUCUAAAACAUCACCAUUCGAAUCAUAAUCAUGCAAGUAGCAAUAUUCAAAGCACACCAUUACCUGAUCCACUCUCUAGCAGUCGGAGUAGGCAACCGCAACAAUGGACAGAAAUAGGCAACUUGAUUGAUUUGAACUCCGAUGGGGCUGCCUCGAUGCCAAAUACAGCACCGGAACAUAAUUACGUAAACGAUACAGUCAUAGCUGCCAAUAAAGACAGUCGCAGAGAACCACUGUCCUUGUUCGACGCCUUUGACAUGCAACCCUUUAGCACUGCGAUAUCAGAAAUGAAUAAACUCAGUCCUCGAUCGCAGAAGUAUCAAUUGAAACAGGAAGUAUGGUUUCAUGGCAGCGUCAGCAGGUCUGAAGCAGAAGCUAUGCUAACAAGGGAUGGAGACUUUUUGGUCCGCGAAUCUCAAGGCUCGCCAGGUCAGUAUGUUCUUACUGGCAUGAAUAGUGGCACACCGAAGCACUUGCUCCUGAUCGAUCCAGAAGGUGUGGUACGCACGAAAGAUCGCGUCUUCGAUAGCGUAAGUCAUCUGGUGAAUCAUCAUUGCGUCAACGCCCUACCAAUUAUUUCUGCGGACAGUGCUCUCGUACUUCGUUAUCCUGUACCUAGACGAAACGAUUAUUGUUUCCACCAAUCCUGCAGUCAGGUAACCGGUGAAAAGCGAUAACUCUUUUUAUAUCUCGACGUUAAACCCAAAGUCGACGCAAUCGCGUUGCAUCGCAUUACUUUUGUAACAUUCUAAUGUUUUUUUUAAAUAUUUCUCUUCGAGCCAGGACAUUUAAUUACAAGAAUUUUGUGUGGCCAUUCCACGUCAGGGUAUCGUAGUUUAGUCGAAAUCGUUAUCUAUUAUGAAUGUAACAUUCUUUUUAAACAACUGUACCCAAUAGCAGAUCGCAUACACUAAAUAACCGGUGUGUGAUAUAGGAUGAUCAGAGAAUUACAGUAACGUUUUUAACAGAUAGACUAAAUAGAACGUUUGCAAGGAGACGUUGCAAGCAACCGUUAAUUUAACAAGAACUCCAUAGGAUGACAUUGUUUUUUUUCUGUUGUAACUAAUCCGUAGAAAAGAAAUAUAUAUAUUAAAGCGUACAUAAAAACGGACAUUCUUCACACGCAAUUUUAUUUUUCUACUUCGUGUGAGUCCGAUAAUUGUCUAGAUCGAUUUUACCUAUCUGGAUGUUUUGUACCGUAGUUCUGUAACUCAAGCAAUUUACACUUUGAGUGAAUCUCAGAAGAAAAAGAAAAAGUAGCGAUUCGAAUUCGUAUUUCUAUUGCUGCCACUUUUGUACAGCUUUUUCGUUAGAGCUGAUCAUUGUUUACGAGAACUAGAUAUUUGCAUUUUUGUCAAAAACCACAGCACACUUCUCAGUUAAAUCGGGUGAACUCUUGAGCCGUCUACUUUCCAGCACAGUUAACGUUAAAUUUCUUCUAUCCGUCCUGGAAGAACCUCGAAAUGUUUGACUUUUAUAUUUUUAUACACCCCAAUCAAUGAUAACUUAUGCACAAACCAUGA